Molecule: messenger RNA, 380 nt
Organism: Ichthyophthirius multifiliis
Lineage: Eukaryota; Ciliophora; Oligohymenophorea; Hymenostomatida
Exons: 2
Source: RefSeq, a predicted model, not a curated record
AUGAAUAAUAACUUUUCUGAAAAUAACGACUUAGUAUCUUUAAUAUCAGUUCUAAACACAUAAAAAAUAAUAGAUUAAAUAAUAUUUGAUGGCAGCGAAAUAUUAUACGAUAAAUAUUUACAAACACAUCAACCAUUUUAUGAAUCUUAAGAUUUAUGUGAUUAAUGUUAUAAUGUUGCAAAACAAUAUUUUCAAAUAAAAGAUAAUGGUGAAACUGAAGAAUCAAUUUAAACAUAAUGGAAAGAAGAAAAAGAACCUAUAAUAGAGCAGUUUUAAGUACAAAAGUAGAAUAUAUAAUACAUGAACUAGAUAAUGAAGAUGAUAUAAGUGAUACUAAAAGUAUUAUAAGUAAUGCAAGUAGAGUUUCAGGUAUAUCUAGA